Emericellopsis cladophorae is the source of this 804-nucleotide messenger RNA. RefSeq lists its product as uncharacterized. The transcript has a single exon. The record is from RefSeq and is a predicted model, not a curated record. The coding region runs from base 1 to 804 and encodes 267 amino acids. NCBI's taxonomy places the organism in Eukaryota, Fungi, Ascomycota, Sordariomycetes, Hypocreales, Bionectriaceae.
AUGAAGCUCUACCCAUCCCUGUCCGACGACCUCGCCGCCUGGGCCGCGCAGCAGCCCGUCUUCUUCACGGCAUCGGCUCCCACGCACGCACCACACAUCAACGUCUCCCCCAAGGGCCAGACGUCCAGCCACCUCGCCUUCCUCACCCCCAACCGCUGCGCCUACAUUGAUCGCACCGGCAGCGGCUGCGAGACCAUUGCGCACGCCUACGAGAAUGGCCGCCUCGUCCUCAUGUUCAUCAGCUUCGGCGCCGCCCCGCGCAUCCUCCGCCUCUUCGGUACGAGCUCCGUCGUGGAGUGGGACGACCCGCGCUUCGAGGACCUCGUGAGGACGAUCAGUAAGGGUCAGCGGGAUGCGUUUGACGGCGCGCGGGCGGUCGUCGUUUGUGACAUCUUCCAGGUCCAGACGAGCUGUGGAUACGGGGUGCCCAGGGUCAAGCAGCCGCUCUACGACCAGGAUGCUGCCGCUGAUGCUGCGCCCGCUAAGCAGCAACAACAACAGGCUGCGUCGGAAAAGGGGGCUGAGUGGGAUGUCUUUGAGGACCGUCCCACGAUGGACACCUGGGCCGCGAAAAAGGUCGAGACGGCCGCCCUGUUUGACUACCAGAAGGAAAAGAAUGCAUACAGCAUUGACGGCUUGCCUGGUCUCAAGUCAGCGAGGCGUGACACGGGGCAGCACAUGCGUCUGGUGGAGUUGCAAGCGUGGGCGGCCCGGGUCGCCAAGGAAGGCGACGCUGUUGCCGUUGGCUUUCUCGGUGCCGUCGUCCUUUUCCUUUUCCUUCGAUUUGUUCUUGGGUUGCUGUAA